GCACUUAGGUUAUGAUGCGAGUGAGUGGGAGAGGGAGAGCGAGGGCGAGAGCGAGAGCAGAUUAUUGAUUGUCUUCAAAAAUCCCUCUCUUUUCUCCAUUUCCCUCUCUCACUUUUGAUUUUCACCUUCAAAUUCACUCCUCACUCUUCAGUCUUCAUCCAGCUCAAAAACCCUAAUGGAGUGGAACCCUCAAACUCUCCAGUUCCUAUCGGAGUGCUUCCUCCACACUCUCUCUCCGGCGCCCGAGCCCCGCCGCCACGCAGAAUCCUCACUUGAUGAGGCUUCUAACCGCCCUAACUACGGACUCGCUGUCCUCCGCCUCGUUGCUGAGUCCUCCAUCGAUGAUCAGAUCCGCCAAGCUGCCGCCGUCAACUUCAAGAACCACCUCCGCGGUCGGUGGUCCCCCGCCCCUUCCGACGACGGAGGGGCCCCCGCUGUCACACCAAUACUCGACCCCGAGAAGGAGCAGAUCAAAUCCCUAAUCGUCCCGCUGAUGCUCUCCGCCACACCGAAGAUUCAGAGCCAGCUCAGCGAAGCCCUCGCUGUAAUCGGGAAGCAUGAUUUUCCCAAAUCGUGGCCCGCGCUGCUACCUGAGCUCGUGUCCAAUCUUCAGAAAGCUUCGCAGGCUUCUGAUUACACCUCCAUUAACGGUAUUCUCGGCACUGCCAAUUCUAUUUUCAAGAAGUUUCGUUUUCAGUAUAAGACCAAUGAUCUCUUGCUUGAUUUGAAGUAUUGUCUCGAUAAUUUUGCUGCCCCUUUACUUGAGAUUUUCCUCAAAACUGCUUCUCUGAUUGAUGCUGCUGCGAGUUCUGGAGGGAAUGCUGCGACCCUGCGACCCCUCUUUGAGUCGCAGAGGUUGUGUUGUAGGAUAUUUUUUUCUUUAAAUUUCCAGGAGCUCCCUGAAUUUUUCGAGGAUCAUAUGAAGGAGUGGAUGACUGAGUUUAGGAAAUAUCUUACCACUAGUUAUCCUGCUCUUGAGGGUAGUGGCAAUGAUGGUGUUGCGGUUGUUGAUGAACUUAGGGCUGCUGUUUGUGAGAACAUUAAUCUUUAUAUGGAGAAGAAUGAGGAGGAGUUCCAAGGAUACUUGAAUGAGUUUGCUCUUGCUGUGUGGACUUUGCUGGGAAAUGUGUCCCAGUCAUCUAGCCGCGAUCAGCUUGCCAUCACUGCAAUCAAGUUUUUGACCACUGUCAGCACCAGUGUUCAUCACACCUUGUUUGCCAGUGAAGGAGUUGUGCCGCAGAUUUGCCAGUGUAUUGUGAUCCCGAAUGUAAGAUUGAGGGAUGAUGACGAGGAACUGUUUGAGAUGAAUUACAUUGAGUUUAUUAGGAGAGAUAUGGAAGGUAGUGAUCUUGAUACCAGGAGGAGGAUUGCUUGUGAGCUACUUAAGGGGAUUGCCACACAUUAUGGGGACGUUGUCAGAAGCAUUGUUUCUGCGCAAAUACCAAAUUUAUUAAGUUCCUUUGCUGCUAACCCCGCAGAAAAUUGGAAGGAUAAGGAUUGUGCUAUAUACUUGGUAGUUUCUCUUGCAACCAAGAAGGCUGGAACUAGUUAUGUGUCCACUGAUCUUGUUGAUGUUCAGAGCUUUUUUGAAUCCGUUAUUGUCCCUGAGCUGCAGAGUCCAGACGUGAAUGGGUUUCCUAUGCUUAAGGCAGGUGCACUCAAAUUUUUUACUAUGUUCCGCAGUCAAAUAUCAAAGCAAAUAGCAUUGAAGUUUUUCCCAGAUUUGGUUCGUUUUCUUGCUUCAGAGUCAAAUGUUGUUCAUUCUUAUGCUGCAAGUUGUAUUGAAAAACUCUUGUUGGUAAAGGAUGAGGUGAGUAGACCACGCUAUACAGCCGGAGAUAUCAAUCCGAUUUUCCCAAUGCUGAUGAACAAUCUUUUCAGUGCAUUGAAGCUACCAGAGUCUGAGGAGAACCAAUAUGUAAUGAAAUGCAUUAUGCGGGUUCUUGGGGUUGCAGAUAUAUCUGCUGAGGUUGCUCGAGUUUGCAUUGAGGGGUUAGCUUUUAUUCUUGGUGAAGUUUGCAAAAAUCCUAAAAACCCCAUCUUUAACCAUUAUCUCUUUGAAUCAGUUGCUAUUCUUGUGAAGCGGGCUAGCGAGAGAGACCCAUCUCUUGUAUCUGUCUUUGAGGCGAGCCUUUUCCCUAGGCUUGAAAUAAUUUUAUCCAAUGAUGUAACUGAGUUUUUCCCAUACACAUUCCAAUUGCUUGCUCAGCUUGUUGAGUUAAACAGGCCUCCAAUUCCACCAAUCUACAUGCAGAUAUUUGAGAUCCUUUUGUCACCUGAUUCUUGGAAGAGAGCUCCGAAUGUUCCUGCCCUUGUGCGUCUACUCCAGGCCUUCCUUCAAAAGGCACCAAAUGAAAUCAAUCAAGGUGAUAGACUGACUAAAGUUCUUGGCAUAUUUGAUACACUUAUACAAUCUUCUAGCACAUCUGAGCAAGGAUUUUAUGUGCUCAAUACUGUCAUUGAGAGUCUCGAGUAUAAUGUUAUACAGCCUUAUAUUUCCCAUGUUUGGGCUGCUCUUUUCAGAGAGCUCCAACGAAGGCGGACAGUAAAACUUAUCAAGUCCCUUUUAAUAUUCAUGUCACUUUUCCUGAUAAAACACGGGCCCUCAAAUCUUGUUGAAACCAUGAAUCUUGUCCAGCCUAAUAUAUUUAAUGUGAUUUUGAGCCAGUUCUGGAUACCUAAUCUCAAGUUAAUCACUGGUUCUAUUGAGCUCAAGUUGACUGCUGUUGCUUCAACAAGGCUCAUUUGUGAGUCUCCAGUCCUGUUGGAUCCUGCUGCUGCUGAAUCAUGGGGUAAAAUGGUGGACAGCAUUGUCACUCUUCUCUCACGACCAGAACAAGAUAGGGCUGAGGAGGAACCUGAUAUGCCAGAUAUUACAGAAAAUGUGGGUUAUACUGCCACAUUUGUUCGUCUUUACAAUGCUGGGAAGAAGGAAGAGGAUCCACUAAAAGAUAUAAGAGAUCCUAGAGAAUUUUUUGUUGCUUCAAUAUCUCGACUUUCUGCACUUUCUCCUGGGAGGUACCCCAAGGUCAUAAAUGAAACUGUUGAUCCAACAAAUCAAGCAGCUCUACUUCAGCUUUGCAACAGCUACAAUCUCACAAUAGUUUGAGAUCUUAUUCUAUGCCGGAAUGAUGUGCGCAAGUACUAUCUGGUUACCGAGAGUCUACUGCUAUAUUUGUGGAGUAGCCAGGGGAAAUUGCUACAAAGGUUUUGAUGAAUUUAUCAGCAUCCGUUUUUGCCGCACCAAUGAUCAUAUGCGGUAGUCUGCCAGGCUUUUUGUAGUAACAUGUGCUGUAUCGGUGUUUUGGGUUUAUG
Arachis duranensis is the source of this 3315-nucleotide messenger RNA. Its product is annotated as exportin-2. Gene Ontology annotation, cellular component: cytosol; nuclear envelope. The transcript is spliced from 2 exons. Lineage: Eukaryota; Viridiplantae; Streptophyta; Magnoliopsida; Fabales; Fabaceae. Gene Ontology annotation, molecular function: small GTPase binding; nuclear export signal receptor activity. Gene Ontology annotation, biological process: protein export from nucleus; protein import into nucleus. The record is from RefSeq and is a predicted model, not a curated record. The coding region runs from base 176 to 3109 and encodes 977 amino acids.